Brassica napus (rape) is the source of this 2274-nucleotide messenger RNA. RefSeq lists its product as uncharacterized. The coding region runs from base 1 to 2274 and encodes 757 amino acids. NCBI's taxonomy places the organism in Eukaryota, Viridiplantae, Streptophyta, Magnoliopsida, Brassicales, Brassicaceae. Gene Ontology annotation, molecular function: nucleic acid binding. Gene Ontology annotation, biological process: DNA integration. The transcript is spliced from 4 exons. The record is from RefSeq and is a predicted model, not a curated record.
AUGCUGGAGAACCUAACCGUCCGACUCCCUUUGAUGGAUGCUAUCCAGAUGAUGCCCUCCAUGCGCAGCUUUAUGAAGGGAUUGAUCUCAGGAAAAAUAUCAAAGGAGAGUGAAUUCAUGACCGACUCUAAGGAAUGCAGCCCAGUGCUUCAGAACAGGCAGAUAAAGAAGCGAGGAGACCCUGGCAAGUUUGUCCUCUCUAUCCAGAUCGGGAAGACAGUUUUCUCAAGCUCGUUGGUUGAUCUGGGAUCUAGCGAGAACCUCAUGCCCUACUAUGUGGCACUACGUCUGGGAUACACGCAUUUCAAACCAACUAAGAUGUCCUUGGUGUUCGCGGAUAGAUCAAUUAAGUCCCCGGUUGUUAUUUUAGAGGAUCUCCAAGUAAAAGUCGGGAACACCUCUGUUCCAGUAGACUUCGUAGUUCUAGAGCUGGAAGAGGAAUCCAAAGAUCCUCUCAUCUUAGGAAGACCGUUCCUAUGUACUGUUGGAGCUAUCAUUGAUGUGCGGCAAGGGAAGAUUGAUCUCAAUCUGGGGGAUAUAGUCAUGCAGUUCGAGAUGGAUAAGCUGAUGAAGAAACCGAUGCUGGAUGGACAAACCUUCGAGGUGGAUGAAGGGAUUGAUCCGCUGCAACCUUGCGACGAGAUGAUCGAGGAGAUUCUUACAGAAGAUCCACUCGAGCUCGCACUAGUAAGAGCUGAGGCCGAGCGGAGUAUCGAGAACAUUGACGCAGACGGGUAUGCUAAGAUGCUUGACUCUGCAAGGAGUACGGGAAGAAUGGUGACGAGUCUAAGUCUGGGAGAAGAAAGCAACAAGGACGAGAACACUCCAACUGGAGCGACCCCUUUACCGAACUCGCCUGUUCCGCCGAACCUACCUGAUGAUCCCUGGAGCGAGUUGAAGGCUCCCAAGGUUGAGCUAAAACCCCUUCCCAAGGGGCUCAGGUACGCUUUCUUAGGUUCGGACUCCACUUACCAAGUCAUUGUGAACGCUGAACUUAAUAAUGUAGAAACUGCAUUGCUUUUGUGUGAGCUUAGGAAGUAUCGUAAGAUCCCUAUCCAUCCAGACGAUCAGGAGAAGACGACGUUCACAUGCCCACACGGAACGGUAUUCAAAAGGUGUGAGGAGAAACAUCUGGUGCUCAAUUGGGAGAAGUGCCACUUCAUGGUCACAGAUGGGAUUGUUCUAGGGCAUAAGAUCUCCGAGAAAGGCAUUGAGGUGGAUAAGGCAAAGAUCGAGGUGAUGAUGAGCUUGCAACCAACAACAACUGUGAAAGCUAUCAGAAGCUUCUUGGGGUAUGCAUGGUUUUACAGGAGGUUCAUCCAGGAUUUCUCAAAAAUAGCUAGACCACUCACCAGACUGCUCUGCAAGGAGAUCAAGUUUGAUUUCGACACCGAGUGUUUAGCUGCGUUCCAUACGAUCAAAGGAGCUCUAGUCAGCGCACCUGUUGUACAACCACCAGACUGGGAUCUCCCCUUUGAGAUCAUGACUGAUGCUAGCGACUUUGCAGUUGGAGCAGUCCUUGGGCAGCGCAAGGAUAAGAAACAUCAUGUGAUCUAUUACGCAAGCAAAACUAUGGAUGAAGCUCAAUGCAGAUACGCCACGACUGAGAAGGAACUCCUGGCUACUGUUUUUGCUUUCGAGAAGUUCAGAUCCUACCUGGUGGGAUCGAAGGUGAUUGUGCACAUAGACCAUGCUGCUCUUAAGUACUUGCUCACAAAGAAAGAUGCAAAACCGAGGCGGUGUGUUCCAGAGGCAGAUAUUCCAGGGAUUCUAUGUCAUUGCCAUGGUUCCUCUUACGCAGGGCACUUCGCCACAUUUAAAACGGUUUUCAAAAUCCUCCAAGAAGGUUUCUGGUGGCCAACUAUGUUCAGAGAUGCUCACACCUACAUAGCUAGAUGCGAUGCAUGCCAGCGACUUGGGAACAUCAGCAAAAGGAAUGAGAUGCCUCAGAAUUACAUUUUAGAAGUUGAGGUGUUCGACUGCUGGGGAGUAGAUUUCAUGGGACCAUUCCCUCCGUCCUUCAAAAACGAGUACAUCCUGGUCGCCGUUGACUAUGUCUCCAAGUGGGUAGAAGCAGUGGCGAGUCCCACUAAUGAUACAAAAAUUGUGACUAAGAUGUUCAGCUCCAUCAUCUUUCCGAGAUUUGGGGUGCCUCGAGUGGUCAUUAGCGAUGGCGGAACACACUUUAUCAACACGGCAUUUCAUGGCCUGUUGAAGAAAAAUGGGGUGAAACACAAGGUACCUACCGCUUAUCAUCCCCAGACGAGUGGAUAG